GAGAUAAAAUGGAAAGGGACGUUUCCGCGUGGGGACAAAAAUGUAAUCCUCUUACAUAAAGAAAAAAGAAGAGCAAUGUUUGGUUGAUGACCAACAGCAAUGGAUAUACUUUUGCCUUCACUUUCUCAUUCUUUUCCUAAAUUAGCAGGUAAAUGGCAAAAUUGCAGAAAAUUUCUGGGGAUUAAUAGGGUUGCUAGAAUGUGCGCAUUUACACCUUCAAAUUCGAAGAAGAAAACAGUAUGGAUAUGGACGGAGAACAAGCAAGUAAUGACAGCUGCUGUGGAGAGAGGCUGGAAUACUUUCAUCUUCCCUUCCAAUCGCCAAGAUCUUGCCCUUGAAUGGUCUUCAAUUGCAGUGAUACAUCCUGUCUUUAUUAAAGAGGGGAGACUAAUUGAUCAUGAGCAUAAGAGCGUCGCUGCAUUUGCUGAGAUUUCUUCCCCUCAACAGUUAGAACAGUUUCAGAUAUCGGAGGAACAGGCAGAUAAAGUAGUUGUUAAUCUACUAGAUUGGCAGGUGAUACCUGCUGAAAACAUUGUUGCGGCUUUUCAAGGCACUCAGACAACUGUACUUGCUGUCUCAAAGAACCAAUCAGAAGCUCAAGUCUUUCUUGAGGCCUUGGAACACGGUUUGGGUGGUGUAGUAAUGAAAGUUGAGGACGUUGGCUCAAUCCUUGAGCUGAAGGGUUAUUUUGAUAGAAGACGUGAAGUGGACAGUCUGUUGAACUUGACGAAAGCCAUAAUAACUCAUAUUCAAGUGACUGGAAUGGGUGACCGUGUCUGUGUAGAUAUCUGCAGCCUCAUGAGACCUGGUGAAGGUCUUCUGGUUGGAUCCUUUGCAAGAGGGCUUUUCCUUGUUCACUCAGAGUGCUUGGAGUCAAAUUACAUCUCUAGCAGGCCUUUUCGAGUUAAUGCGCAGGGGCCUGUCCAUGCAUAUGUUGCUGUUCCUGGAGGAAAGACUAGCUAUCUCUCGGAACUCAAGUCUGGGAAAGAGGUCAUUGUGGUUGAUCAAAGAGGUAUGCAGCGAACAGCAAUUGUUGGUCGUGUAAAGGUAGAGACUAGACCACUGAUCCUUGUGGAGGCAAAGGUAGAAUCAGAAAAUGAAAGCUAUUCCAUUCUCUUGCAGAAUGCUGAAACAGUUGGAUUAGUCUCUCCCAUUCAUGGAAAAAUCAGUGGUAUAAAAUCUUGGUUAAGGAAAAAAGAGUGUAGUGCGCGUUUACCCCCCACCCCUGAUAUCUCGAAGAUGACGCAUUUCGAUCUUGCUUCUCAACUUCUCAAAGAUUGAUGUUGGCAAUGCCUUGGUGAACAUAUCUGCUAAAUUAUUACUGGAGGGAACCUGCUUAACAUUUAUUUCAUCCUUCGUCUUAAGAUCGCGAGUGAAAAAGAAUUUUUGUGAUAUAUACAACAUUGUUUAUAUAUGUUGUUGGAAUCUCUUUCCUCGAAGGAAGACCACAUGUUUCCUAUAUGUGUUGAGUUAUAGAUCCAACCAAACACAUUCUCGAUUAACUUCAUAAAUGACUAUUAUUUCUGUAUGAUUUGAAAAAGUAGCAAUCAUA
This is a messenger RNA of Solanum pennellii, 1552 nucleotides long. Its product is annotated as 3-dehydroquinate synthase homolog. The record is from RefSeq and is a predicted model, not a curated record. The coding region runs from base 100 to 1281 and encodes 393 amino acids. The transcript has 10 exons. Gene Ontology annotation, biological process: aromatic amino acid biosynthetic process. Lineage: Eukaryota; Viridiplantae; Streptophyta; Magnoliopsida; Solanales; Solanaceae. Gene Ontology annotation, molecular function: oxidoreductase activity; 3-dehydroquinate synthase activity.